Acanthosepion pharaonis is the source of this 4632-nucleotide messenger RNA. The record is from the annotation of a GenBank genome assembly. Lineage: Eukaryota; Metazoa; Mollusca; Cephalopoda; Sepiida; Sepiidae.
AUGUUUAAUAACAUUAAACAAGCUAUACUUUUGUUCAGCAAUCAAUUCUCACCGGCCUGCUACUGCAUUACCAACGGGCGUCAAGACAAGCCGUAUCAGUCAACUGUCUAUACUUCUAUCGCACCGACCUCUACAACACAGUGGCUCGGUAUGAGUCUACAAAGUAGUGUCAUCGAUACGACGGCACAAUGUCGUCGUUCCUUGAGCGGAGAUCAUGACAUACCAUUAGUCAAAAUCUGUCUGUCUUUCUUUCUUUCUUUCUUUCUUUCUUUUAUUCUCAGCAUCCUCCAUCAAAUCACAUCUCUGUUGUCUCAGGUCACUCCUUUCUUUCUUUCUUUCUUUCUUCAUCAUCCACAUCAAAUCACCUCUGUUUCUCAGUUUCUUCAUUUCUUUUUCUUACUUUUUUUUAUUCUCAGCAUCCGUCCAUCAAAUCACAUCUCUGUUGUCUCAGGUCACCUCUUCAUCUCCACACCUUCUUUUUCUUUCUUUUUUCUUUCUUUCUUUCUUUCUUUCUUUCUUUUAUUCUCAGCAUCCGUCCAUCAAAUCACAUCUCUGUUGUCUCAGGUCACCUCUUCAUCUCCACACUCCCUCUUUCUUUCUUUCUUUUAUUCUCAGCAUCCGUCCAUCAAAUUUCUGUUUUCUCAAGUCACCUCUUCAUUUCUUUUUUCUUUUCUUUCUUUUUAUUCUCAGCAUCCGUCCAUCAAAUCACAUCUCUGUUGUCUCAGGUCACCUCUUCAUCUCCACACUCCUUCUUUCUUUCUUUCUUUCUUUGUUUCUUUCUUUUAUUCUCAGCAUCCGUCCAUCAAAUCACAUCUCUGUUGUCUCAAGUCACCUCUUCAUCUUCCUUUCUUUCUUUCUCUUUCUUUCUUUUACACACGUCCAUCAAAUCUGUUUCAGUUUCUUCAUCUUUCUUUCUUUCUUUCUUUCUUUUAUUCUCAGCAUCCGUCCAUCAAAUCACAUCUCUGUUGUCUCAAGUCACCUCUUCAUCUCCACACACCUUCUUUCUUUCUUUCUUUUUUUCCUUCUUUCUUUCUUUCUUUCUUUCUUUUAUUCUCAGCAUCCGUCCAUCAAAUCACAUCUCUGUUGUCUCAGGUCAUCUUCAUUCCUUUCUUUCUUUUCUUUGUUUCUUUCUUUCUUUCUUUCUUUUAUUCUCAGCAUCCGUCCAUCAAAUCACAUCUCUGUUGUCUCAGGUCACCUCUUCAUCUCCACACUCCUCUUUCUUUCUUUCUUUUAUUUCUUUCAAAUCACAUUUCUGUUUUUCAAGUCACCUCUUCAUCUCCACACUCCUUUCUUUCUUUUUCUUUCUUUCUUUUAUUCUCAGCAUCCGUCCAUCAAAUCACAUCUCUGUUGUCUCAGGUCACCUCUUCAUCUCCACACUCCCUCUUUCUUUCUUUCCUUCUUUCUUUCUUUUAUUCUCAGCAUCCGUCCAUCAAAUCCGUCCUUCAAAUCUUCAUCUCCUGUUGUCUUUCUUUUUUUAUUCUCAGCAGUCCAUCAAAUCACAUCUCUGUUGUUCAUCUUCCUCCACACCUUCUUUCUUUCUUUCUUUCUUUUAUUCUCAGCAUCCGUCCAUCAAAUCACAUCUCUGUCGUCUGUUCAUCUCCACACUCCCUCUUUCUUUCUUUUCUUUCUUUUAUUCUCUUCAUCCGUCCAUCAAACACAUCUCUGUUGUCUCUUCAUCUUUCUUUCUUUUCUUUCCUUCUUUCUUUCUUUUUUAUUCUCAGCAUCCGUCCAUCAAAUCACAUCUCUGUUGUCUCAGGUCACCUCUUCAUCUCCACACUCCUUCUUUCUUUCUUUCUUUCUUUCUUUUAUUCUCAGCAUCCGUCCAUCAAAUCACAUCUCUGUUGUCUCAGGUCACCUCUUCAUCUCCACACUCCUUCUUUCUUUCUUUCUUUCUUUUAUUCUCAGCAUCCGUCCAUCAAAUCACAUCUCUGUUGUCUCAAGUCACCUCUUCAUCUCCACACUCCUUUCUUUCUUUCUUUCUUUCUUUCUUUUAUUCGCAGCAUCCGUCCAUCAAAUCACAUCUCGUUGUCUCAGUUCACCUCUCUUUCUUUUCUUCUUUCUUUCUCUUUCUUUUAUUCUCAGCAUCCGUCCAUCAAAUCACAUCUCUGUUGUCUCAAGUCACCUCUUCAUCUCCACACACUUUCUUUUUUUCUUUCUUUUAUUUUCCAUCAAAUUUUUUUUUCUUUCUUUUCUUUCUUUUCUUUUUAUUCUCAGCAUCCGUCCAUCAAAUCACAUCUCUGUUGUCUCAGGUCACCUCUUCAUCUCCUCACUCCCUCUUUCUUUCUUUCUUUCUUUCUUUCUUUCUUUCUUUUAUUCUCAGCAUCCGUCCAUCAAAUCACAUCUCUGUUGUCUCAAGUCACCUCUUCAUCUCCACACACCUUCUUUCUUUUCUUUCUUUCUUUUUUAUUCUCAGCAUCCGUCCAUCAAAUCACAUCUCUGUUGUCUCAAGUCACCUCUUCAUCUCCACAUCCGUCCAUCAAAUCACAUCUCUGUUUUUUCAUUUCUCUUUUCUUUCUUUCUUUCUUUUAUUCUCAGCAUCCGUCCAUCAAAUCACAUCUCUGUUGUCUCAAGUCACCUCUUCAUCUCCACACUCCUUUCUUUCUUUCUUUCUUUCUUUCUUUUAUUCGCAGCAUCCGUCCAUCAAAUCACAUCUCUGUUGUCUCAGUUCACCUCUUCAUCUCCACACUCCUUCUUUCUUACUUUCUUUCUUUCUUUCUUUUAUUCUCAGCAUCCGUCCAUCAAAUCACAUCUCUGUUGUCUCAAGUCACCUCUUCAUCUCCACACACCUUCUUUCUUUCUUUCUUUUUUUCUUUCUUUCUUUCUUUCUUUUAUUCUCAGCAUCCGUCCAUCAAAUCACAUCUCUGUUGUCUCAGGUCACCUCUUCAUCUCCACACUCCCUCUUUCUUUCUUUCCUUCUUUCUUUCUUUCUUUUAUUCUCAGCAUCCGUCCAUCAAAUCACAUCUCUGUUGUCUCAGGUCACCUCUUCAUCUCCACACUCCUUUCUUUUCUUUCUUUCUUUCUUUUUUCUUUCUUUUAUUCUCAGCAUCCGACCAUCAAAUCACAUCUCUGUUGUCUCAGUUCACCUCUUCAUCUCCACACUCCUUCUUUCUUUCUUUCUUUUUUCUUUUUCUCUUUCUUUUAUUCUCAGCAUCCGUCCAUCAAAUCACAUCUCUGUUGUCUCAGGUCACCUCUUCAUCUCCACACUCCUUUCUUUCUUUCUUUCUUUCUUUCUUUUAUUCUCAGCAUCCGUCCAUCAAAUCACAUCUCUGUUGUCUCAAGUCACCUCUUCAUCUCCCACACCUCUUUCUUUCUUUCUUUUUUUUCUUUUCUUUUUUUCUUUCUUUUUUAUUUUCUCAUUUGUUGUCUCAAGUCAUCUUCAUCUCCAUCAAAUCACUUUUCUUUCUUUUAUUCUCAGCAUCCUCCAUCUUCAUCUGUUGUCUCAAGUCACGUCUUCAUCUUUCUCUUUCUUUUCUUUCUUUUUUUUUAUUCUCAGCAUCCGUCCAUCAAAUCACAUCUCUGUUGUCUCAGGUUCACUUUCUUUUUUCUUUCUCUUCAUCUCAGCAUCGUCCAUCAAAUCCAUCUCCGUUGUCUUCACGUCUUCACUUUCUUUCUUUCUUUUUUUUAUUCUCAGCAUCCGUCCAUCAAAUCACAUCUCUGUUGUCUCAGGUCACCUCUUCAUCUCCACACUCUUUCUUUCUUUUUUUUUCUUUCUUUCUUUCUUUCUUUUUUUAUUCUCAGCAUCCGACCAUCAAAUCCACAUCUCUGUUGUCUUUCUUUUUUUCUUUCUUUCUUUCUUUUUCUUUCUUUUAUUCUCAGCAUCCGUCCAUCAAAUCUCAUCUCUGUUGUCUCAGUUCACCUCUUCAUCUCCACACUCCUUUUCUUUCUUUUCUUUCUUUCUUUUAUUCGCAGCAUCCAUCCAUCAAAUCACAUCUGUUGUUGUCUCACCUUUCUUUCUUUCUUUCUUUCUUUCUUUUAUUCAUCCGUCCAUCAAAUCACAUCUCUGUUGUCUCAGUUCACCUCUUCAUCUCAACACUCCUUCUUUCUUUCUUUCUUUCUUUCUUUUAUUCUCAGCAUCCGUCCAUCAAAUCACAUCUCUGUUGUCUCAAGUCACCGCUUCAUCUCUCUUUAUUUCUUUCUUUUUUUCUUUCUUUCUUUCUUUUUUUUAUUUUCCGUUCAAAUUCUCAGCAUCGUCCAUCAAAUCACAUCUCCGUCACCUCUUCAUCUCCACACUCCCUCUUUCUUUCUUUCUUUCUUUCUUUCUUUUAUUCUCAGCAUCCGACCAUCAAAUCACAUCUCUGUUGUCUCAGGUCACCUCUUCAUCUCCACACUCCUUCUUUCUUUCUUUCUUUUAUUCUCAGCAUCGUCCAUCAAAUCACAUCUCCGUUGUCUCAAGUCACGUCUUCAUCUCCACACUCCCUCUUUCUUUCUUUCUUUCUUUCUUUCUCAGCAUCCGUCCAUCAAAUCACAUCUCUGUUGUCUCAGGUCACCUCUUCAUCUCCACACUCCUUUCUUUCUUUCUUUCUUUUAUUCUCAGCAUCCGACCAUCAAAUCACAUCUCUGUUGUCUCAAGUCUCCUCUUCAUCUCCACACUCUUUCUUACUUUCUUUUUUUCUUUCUUUCUUUCUUUCUUAG